This is a messenger RNA of Marmota flaviventris (yellow-bellied marmot), 2382 nucleotides long. It is a transcript of the gene Ms4a14, whose product is annotated as membrane spanning 4-domains A14. Lineage: Eukaryota; Metazoa; Chordata; Mammalia; Rodentia; Sciuridae. The record is from RefSeq and is a predicted model, not a curated record. Gene Ontology annotation, cellular component: plasma membrane. Gene Ontology annotation, biological process: cell surface receptor signaling pathway.
AUGGGGGAGUCAUCCCAGGAGAGAAGAGGGGCCGAUGUCAUCACUGUACACCCACACGAAACUGUAUUGGCAGCACUUCCCUUCGGGCCUCAUGUCUCUCUGCUGGAUUUCCUAAAGGGAGAGCCAAAAAUCUUGGGGGGUAUCCAGAUCUUGCUUGCUCUGAUCAUGGUGGGCCUUGGAACUGUACUUCUAUUUGGUUACAUCAGUUUAUCUAAAAUAUUCCCCCUCGUUUUCCUCUCGGGAUAUCCGUUCUGGGGAGCAUUUAUUAUCCCAGGUAUCGUUACCAUGAAUGUCAUCAGUUCCGCGGUGGCAGUGACCGGGAUUGCUCUCAUCCUCAUCAGCUUCACACACCAACACAAGUUCUGCCAGAUGCUUUCCCUUGAUGGAUCAUGUGUCCUCGGUAAAACAUUUUUCAUUGGAAUUUUGUCAAUCUUAUUAAUUAUCACCAUAGCAGAGCUUGGCAUCUCUGUGACUAUCGCAUCCUUCAGAAGCAAGUUAUGGACAAGUUCAGAUGAGGUUGUGUUUUUCUUACCUUCAGAUGUUACUCCAAAUAGUGAACAACUUGACCCAGAAGAAAAUACUGUAUUACAAUUUGAGCUUCAAGAAGAAUCUCCUAGGAUUGAUAGGACAUUAAACAGACAAACUGUUUUUAUUGGAGGCUAUUCUUUCUUCAAGUUAAGGGUUUUAAAAAGUCCUUUAGUCCACCAUUGCAUGUUACCAACAUGUAAUAAGUACAAGGGUAGUAAGAGCACAUCCUCUGCACCUAUUCCAGAGGAGGAUAAUCUGAAUGAUCAAGACAUGCAAUAUGUUAUGACACAAUCCACCCAAACAGAAACUCAGUUACCUCAGAAAAAAGCCUUACCCACCAAAGAUUUUCUAGCCCUGCCCGUGCAAACAGUCCAAGCUUUGCCUGCUGAUGACUUGCCAUCUCAGGCUCUACUAAUAGAAGCCCCUCCUGAGCCAGUUAUGCUAUAUGCAACCCCACCAUCACAUAUCAGCCAAUCUCUCGAUCUGACAUUUGAAGACAUGCCCUCUCAAGAUGUGCUCACCGAAGAAAGACCAUCCCAAGACACAAUUUUCCAAGAGAUAACAUCCACACAAACAACAUCGCAAGACAUGGUCUACAAUGCUCUGUCAGCGCAAGCCACCCCAUCCUACUCCAUAAGGUCCUCUAAGAUAAAACAGCCAUCCCAAGAUCUUGAACCACAAGGCAUUCCCCCUCAACGCCAGCAAUCUUUAGAAAUGCUAUAUAGAGACAUUCGAGCAGAAGUCAUGGAACAGACCCGGGAAUGGAAAUCUCAGGACCAACACCCAAGACACUUUUUCUCAUUCCAUAAACCCAAAGAUGGGAAGCACCGAAAGAGAUUUUCCUUAGAACUUUCAGGAAAAAGCAAGCAAUCCCCAAGGAGAUAUUCUUUAGACCUACAAAGCAAAGGUAGACAGCCUCUAAAACGGAAAUCCCUAGACCAGAAAAUCAAAGCCUGGCUAUCUGCAAGGAGGCAGUCUCUAAAAAAGCAAGCUAAAUAUACCCAAACCACAGAACAAUUCUCAGAGGAGUCAGCUGAACAUCUUCAGACAGAAGGGAAGCCAUUCCCGAAGGAACAAUCCAAACAUAGAGAAGAUAAAGAACAGCAGGUGGCUAUGGAGCAAAUCCCUAAGAAACAAACUCAAGUCAAACAAGCUGAAGAUCAGCAGGUUCAAGAGGAAGAAUCCCCAAAGGUACAAUCUCAAAAUAGGCAAGCUAAUACCCAGAAAGUUCAAAUAAGGAAACCUUUAAAGCAGAUGUACCAAGAUUCGGACACCUCAAGCCAGGAACACAAAGAUGGGCAAUUCCUCCCAAAGCCAUCUCUGCAAUGUAGAAAACAGAAUUGGCAAAACUUUAACCAUCAAUCUGAAGACUGGAGAGGUCAAGGUAGGAGAAACAAAGAUUGGAUAACACGAGACUGGCAAUCAGAAAAGCAGCAUGCCCUACACCAGAAGACCCUAGAGAUUUUAGAGAAACCAUCUCUAAAACAGAAAGGUCUGUGCCAGGAAAUCCCAUCCCAGGGCACUCCAGCCCAAUAUAACCUAAGCAGGCAAUUUCAAGGUAAAGACCAAAAAGAGACUCAGUCCAAAGUUGCACUAAAAGAAGAUAAGCCAAUAAAAGACAUCAAAGAAGGGAAACCAACGAAUCUGCAACUAGAAGAAAUGAACCCAGAUUUCCAACCUUCUUCUAGCCACAGUUUAGUACAAGACACAGAUUUAAACUAUUUGUCCAACAUAGAUUCAGAACAAGAGGUACAGCAUUAUGCUUCAGCUAGCUCAAACUCAUACAAAGAUUUGAAUAUAACUUCUAGCUCAUGUUGGUCAGAAGAUCAACCGCAAUCUGAAGAGUCUGACUAA